AUAUAAUUUCUAAUUAUCUUGAAAUUAUUAAAAAUAUCGUGAAAAAUUAUACGACUUCACUAUUAAAGGAAAAUGAUUGUUUAUACAUAUUUACAAUUCAUCAUUUUUUUAAUAACUGAAAACAAUGAUAUUGUUACUAUGGCUUCAAAGAAAUAUAGUUCAGCUCUUAAUAUUCUAUAUGACUGCUUUGAAAAGUAUAAAUGUUUUCCAGAAAUUCCAAAACAGACAUUGGACCAUGAUUUAUUUCGUGAUUCUACGAUCCAAUAUUUAACCCAAGUUAUUUCUAAAACUUUUACUCCCGAAAUAAUGGUUGGAAGUGUACAAGGUAAUAUUUUAGGUAACAUGGACAAAGAUUUUGGGAAAUAUUGUUCCGCAGCUUAUUAUACUUUUUUGAUAUCUGAAAAUAAUGGAAUUUUUUUUUCAAACACUGCUGAAGGAAUAUUGGAUUUAAUAACAUUGAAAAAUUUUUCUCGUGCUAAAAUAGGGCUGUACAAUUGCUUUAAAAACAAUAAUUUAAUUUAUUUUAUAAAAAAUCGCAGAUCUUUUGAUGAAUUUUUAAAUGGUUUAAGAAAAAGAAUUAUUUCUGCCGAUGCCCUCUCUAGUAGUGUUGAUAAAGAAAUAAUUAAAUUAUUAAAAGAAGAUUCAUCAAAUUUUAAGAAUGAAAUCAUCUAUUGUUCUUCUAUUUUUUAUUCAAUAUUGUUUGAAGUGACCGAACCUGAAGGACUAAUACUUACAACAAUAGCCAAUGAAAUAAUUGAAUACUUGUCUUUAAAAAACUUACCAGAAGCACGAGAAGAAUUUUAUAAUUGCUUAAAUAACAUCGAAUUUGACGACAAUAUACAAAUAGAUAAAGAAUCAUUAUAUCCAUUUUUAAAUGACAUAAGAGAAAAGUAUGUGUCCGGUAAUUUACAACCGAUCAAAACGAGUGAAGAAGUAAAGAUAUUUAUUGGAUGGUUCGUUGAUUUAUCACUAAAUGAGACCAAUAAAGAAUUAAAGAAUGUCAAAGGAGAUCAAACAUCAAUUAAUAUAAAAUAUUUCGAAAUAUGCUGUACUAAGUUUCAUGAGAGAUUGUUUAGUGUGGAAGAACCUAUAGUAACUAAAAACAAUGAUAUAGUUACCAUGGCUUUAAAAAAAUAUACUACAGCUGUGGAUAUCCUGUAUGACUGCUUGGAAAAGUAUGCAUGUAAACCAGGAUUUCAAAAAAGAAGACUGAACUAUGAUUCAUUUCUUGAAUCUACAAUUCGUAAUUUAAAAAGUGUUAUCUCUAAAACAUCCACUCCACAAUUAAUGGUUGCGCGUGUUCAAGGAUUUCUUUUAGGUAACAAUACCGGAGGUUUUGGGAAGUAUUGUUUUGCAGCUUAUUAUACUUUUUUGAUUUCCGAAAAUAAUGGUAUUUUUUUUUCAAAAACUGUUGAAGUAAUCAUGAAUUUAAUAACAUUGAAGAAUUUACCUCGUGCUAAAACAGCGCUGUACAAUUGCUUCACGAACAAUAAUUUAAUUGAUUUUAUAAAAAAUCGCAGAUUGUUUGAUGAAUUUUUAAAUAGAUUAAGGAAAAGAAUUGUUUCUGCCGAUAUCCUACCUACAAAUGCUCAUGACGAAAUAAUUAAAUUCUUAAAUGAAGAUUUAUCAAAUUUUACAAUUGAAAUAAUUAAUUGCUCCACUAGUUUUUAUUCAACAUUGUUUGAAGUAACAGAACCUGAAAUAUUAGAAAAUGAAAACGUGGAUGAUCUUGUGUUAAAAAGAUAUGAUGUAGCAAUAGAUAUUCUGUAUGGCUGCUUAGAAAAGUAUAGAUGUUAUUCAGCAACUCGCAAAAAGAAACUGAACCAUGACUCAUUUCGUGAAUCUACGAUCCGUAAUUUAAAGGAAGUUAUAUCUAAAACUGCCACUCCUCAAGAUAUGGUUAACUGUGUUCGAGCUUUUAUUUUUGGUAAUAAUCGCAGUGACUUUGCAAUGUAUUGUUCUGCAGCAUAUUAUACUUUAAUGACUUUAGAUGAAAAUCGCUCUCAACCAUGGUUUGUCAAAGGUGAAAAGUACUUAGAAGCUCUUAAAAAUCUUUUUCGGUUUCCCCAUCAAUUGUGAUUUGAAAACCUGAACUUCUGAUAAAUUUUAAUAAGAAAAAUUGAAAAAAAAAAUAAAAAUUUUAUUUAAAUAUUUUUAUUGUUGGUGCAAUCAAAAUGGAAGAGUGGGUCGUAAAUCUGCUUUUCAUAUAAAGAGCGAUGAUUGAAUUUUUUAGUCAUGCAUAAUGAUUUUUUUGAAAACUAUUUUUAUUUUCGCUUAUUUGAAUAGCGAUUCAAAUUAAAAAUAUAUGUUGAGAAAAGAAAAGAGGACAUCAUUAUUUUUGAAAUUAUAACUUCCCCCAUGAAAUUAUUUUUUGGUUGCGCCACUGAUAUUGAUUAAUUUUAUAUUUAAUUCAUAAUAACUCAUUAUUGUAAUAAGAUUACAGUUCAAAAUAUAAUUUUGGUUUUGUCAAUCGAUACAAUUUUAUUUUAUUUAUUC
Daktulosphaira vitifoliae (grape phylloxera) is the source of this 2496-nucleotide messenger RNA. RefSeq lists its product as uncharacterized. The record is from RefSeq and is a predicted model, not a curated record. The transcript is spliced from 15 exons. Lineage: Eukaryota; Metazoa; Arthropoda; Insecta; Hemiptera; Phylloxeridae. The coding region runs from base 73 to 2079 and encodes 668 amino acids.